GUCCAUACUGCUCUGGCGGCAGCACAUCACAUCAUAGGGCCUAGUAAUUUAACAUGGGGAAGUAAUUUUAGGGAUCGCCCUUAAGUUUAGUAUUUAUUAUGGAACUUGAUGAUCAAAUGAUAGAAGGGAUAGGUAAUGAUCUAUUGGCAGGGUUAAGUUUACUAGUCGUGGCACUUAUACCACUUCUAAUGGCGUUCAUAGUAAACAGAAGUAACCGUACAAUACAUCCUGACAACCAAGCAAGGGUGGACACAGCACGACAAAGAUUGCGAGUGAAUCAAACAGAAGAGGAGACGGAAGACGUACAAGAAAAUGGACAAGGUGAAGCAACAGAAAGAGCACCCAGGCAAGUCAACAGGGACGCACAGUGUCCAAUUUGUUUAGUUGAGCAGAUGAAUUUUGCCACUGAAACAAACUGUGGGCAUGUCUUCUGUGCCAACUGUUUAAUAACCUAUUGGAGGUAUGGAGCAUGGCUGGGAGCUAUCCAGUGUCCAGUGUGUAGGCAAAUAGUUACAAUUUUAUUCCCAUGUUUUAGAGACAAUGAAAACGGGGGUGAUGGACAUGCUGCUAUUAUGCAAGAAAUUAACGAUUACAAUCGAAGGUUUUCUGGAGAACCAAGACCUCUAAUGGAUUACCUACGUGAUUUACCGACACUUCUUCGUCACCUUGUCAUUGAAAUGUUUUCGCCUAGUGGCCUGGUCUGGAUGUUCCGUCUUCGCAUCUUCGUCUGUUUCAUAGCAGCGACACUUUACUUGUUGAUGCCUCUUGAUGUAAUACCAGAGGCGGUGUUUGGUGUCAUAGGGUUAUUCGACGACGUUCUUAUCAUUCUUGUAUUAGGAAUUUACGUAACGGUGAUAUACCGUGGAAUUAUUGCCGAUCGUGGUGGCUGAUAAGGCCAAAUAAAAGAAAGUUCAUUUCUCAUAUCAUGCUCAUAUCCUCUCAUAUUUUGGGGGGAGCUGGGGGUGGGGGCUGCCUCAUAUUUUUUGGCAUUUUGCUAGCCAAACAUUCAGAAAAAAGGUACAGGAUUGAAAUCAUUAUUAAUAUAAAUGAGGGUCCCCUUGUCUCUUGGGCUGGUGGAGGUCUACAUAUACAUUUGGUGGCAAUGAUUUGGAAGGGGAAAU
Anneissia japonica is the source of this 1121-nucleotide messenger RNA. Its product is annotated as E3 ubiquitin-protein ligase RNF170-like. Lineage: Eukaryota; Metazoa; Echinodermata; Crinoidea; Comatulida; Comatulidae. Gene Ontology annotation, molecular function: ubiquitin protein ligase activity. Bases 99 to 890 code for a protein of 263 amino acids. The transcript has 5 exons. The record is from RefSeq and is a predicted model, not a curated record.